AUGAAUAUGUCAGAUGAAAAUCUUAUGAGCGAAGUAAAUUCAACUAAUUGGAAAGAAUAAACAAUAGUAAAGGAAUUUGACUAUUAUAACAAAAAUAAAUACAUGGUUGAGAAAACUAAAAUUGAAAUAAAAUUUACAUCAGAUCAUUAAAUCAUUUAUUUAAAAAAUGAAGCUAUCCUCAGAGUGUAAAUCUUUCUUAUAUCAAAGAGAGAAUAGCUUUAUGUACUAAAUUAUCCUUAAAUAUUAAAUAAUGUGGAACAAAUCUAAAGUCUUACUUGGAAUGGUUAAUUUGAUUUGAAAAAAAAGAAGGAAGGGAAAUGUAUUGCAUCUUGGAAUGGCAAAGUUAUAAUGAAUGUUGGUGGAUAUUAUAAGAAUGGCUUAAAGCAAGGUUUAUGGCUAGAGCUAUUCAAAAAUUAUUGGAGGUAGUUUUAUCUUGAUUUUAUGUUACAAAUAAUAAGGCUCAAACUUAUGAAACAGGAGAAUAUUAGAAGGAUUUAAGAAUAGCCAAAUGGAAUUACUUUUAUGAAAAUAAGAUAGUGUGUUUUUUAUCAUUAUUUUAGAGGUGGUGGGCUAUACAACAAUGAAGGCAAGAAAACAGGCAAAUGGAUCGAGUUAGAUGAAAGGUUUUAACUCUACAAAUAAGUAAUUUUUACUGGUGAAUAUAAUAUGAAAGGUAGGUAGAUGGGAAAUUAUGUAUUGUGAUUAUUGGAGGGAAUAUAAAUAUAUGUAAAUAAAUUUUAAAGUAUAAGAAACAUUAAAGAUUUACGCCGUAUUUUUAUAGGUGGUGGAUCAUACAAUAAAGAAGGAAAUUAGAAAAAGAGUGGAAAGUGGGUAGAAUUGGAUGAAAAGUUUUAUG
This is a messenger RNA of Paramecium sonneborni, 856 nucleotides long. The record is from the annotation of a GenBank genome assembly. NCBI's taxonomy places the organism in Eukaryota, Ciliophora, Oligohymenophorea, Peniculida, Parameciidae.